This is a messenger RNA of Penaeus vannamei (Pacific white shrimp), 658 nucleotides long. RefSeq names its product protein Nazo. The record is from RefSeq and is a predicted model, not a curated record. NCBI's taxonomy places the organism in Eukaryota, Metazoa, Arthropoda, Malacostraca, Decapoda, Penaeidae.
AGCGAUCAGUGGCGGUCUCAAAGAAGCAUUGUCUCUCGUUAUUUACUUUUCCCUCGAUUAUCACUGCGUAAAUUAAUAGGAGCGGCGAUGUCGUCCAUGCGAGUCGAGGUGUCCGAGGUCCUCGCCUGGUUGGCCGAUCUGUGCGAGCAGGAGAACCUUCAAGCCGCCGUCAGGGAGAGUGUGAAGGGGGGUUGCAUCGCAGGAAUCGCCACCAUGUGCGGGGGUCUCCUGGGGGGUCCCGUUGGCCUUGCUAUCGGUGGUGCAAUGGGAGGGGCCGUGGCAGCGGCUGUAUCUCGCAGGAAAUUUAAGAGUGUGGCUUAUAUAAUCCUGAACGACUUAAGCCCAACACAAAGGAAAACACUCGCUACCACCGUGACGAAAGUGAUCCCCUCUCAGUUUGUAAACGCAGCAGCUUCUCAACUGACGCCAGAUAUGAAGCGGCAAAUCAUCACCGCAGUUCAACAUUUCUUCGGCAAUCAAUUGAACUUAAGUGUACGAUGAUUGUCUACUUAGUGCUUUUGGCGUUUUUUAUUUUCUUUCUGAUUUUGAGUUCGCGUGAGGUAUAACGUAUUGAGGGUGUUUGUAUUUUAAAAUAGUAUGUCCUGCAAACCUAGAUCGUUUUUUAAGACCUUGCAACAAAAAGAGAACCUCUAGAAAG